This is a messenger RNA of Nicotiana tabacum (common tobacco), 1186 nucleotides long. Its product is annotated as protein MIZU-KUSSEI 1-like. NCBI's taxonomy places the organism in Eukaryota, Viridiplantae, Streptophyta, Magnoliopsida, Solanales, Solanaceae. The record is from RefSeq and is a predicted model, not a curated record. Gene Ontology annotation, biological process: hydrotropism.
CCUCUAGUUUUUCCUGAUCACCAACAUGAUCAGUUCAUACCCUAGAACCGUCGGCACCGCCGCCAUCACCACCGUAGACUGCCAGAAACAAGUCCGGUCAUGGCGGCUCCUCCGCUCUCUCAUUGAGCUACUCAUCCCCACCUGCAAUUGCACCUUCGUCGAAGAUCAAGAAGAAAAUGAACAUCACAAGAACUUUAAUUUUCCCUAUCACCGUCACCCGCCAUCGUCGUCGUCUUCCUCGAAUAUUACAGGGACCAUCUUUGGCUAUCGCCGGGGAAAAGUCAGCUUCUGUAUCCAAACAAACCCUAAAUCCUCCACACCAAUUCUCCUCCUUGAACUUGCUGUCUCCACCUCUACUCUUGCUAGGGAAAUGAAUGGAGGGAUUGUGAGAAUCGCAUUGGAGAGUGACAAUAAUGGUGAAGAUCAAUCACUUUUGAGGAUGUAUUGUAAUGGUAAAAAAGUAGGGUUUGCUGUGAAAAGAAAACCUAGAAAAGCUGAUUUACAAGUAUUGGGACAAAUGGAAUCAGUUAAUGUGGGAGCAGGCACUAUUCAUGGGAAAGAUGAUGAUAUUAUGUAUCUUAGAGGUAAAUUUGAGAGAAUCCAUGGAUCUUAUGAUGACUCAGAAUCAUUUCAUUUGAUUGAUCCUGAAGGAAGUAUGGGUCAAGAAUUAAGCAUUUACUUUCUACCUUCUCGCGGCUAAUAACAUGUUUGAGACUGAGACGUAAUUGAUUGUCCAUGACGGUCAGUACUUUGGAGACCAUUCCUUUAUGAUCCGUUAUUGGACACAGGAUUUAUCUCAUCUGAAGCUACCAUUUACUCGAGCUUUAUCUUAUCUGAAGCUACCAGCCAUUUACUCGAGUUUUAUCUCAUCUGAAGCCACCAUUUACUCGUUGGGCACAAUUUUUUGGGCAAGAUAACGUUCAUUCAAGUACAAGAAUUGAGGUUUUCCUAAGUUUUUUCAUGCAUGGGAUUAAGCUAUGCAGAUGUUUCUAGUCAUUUUUAAUUUUCUUGAUUUUAUGUCCUUUGUUUAUGAGUUUCUCUUGGGUGUAACCAUGCAAACCUAUUUUUUUGAGUUAUGCAUAAUUGCAUGACUUUUUCCCUGUGGGAAUGUUUGUAUAAGGGUGCUUGACAACAACCUAAGAUGAAACUUUGUAAGAAUAAAAUAAAGGGAGGACUUAUUUUGUUU